Molecule: messenger RNA, 1437 nt
Organism: Fusarium oxysporum Fo47
Lineage: Eukaryota; Fungi; Ascomycota; Sordariomycetes; Hypocreales; Nectriaceae
Product: major facilitator superfamily domain-containing protein
Exons: 4
Coding region: 1-1437 (478 amino acids)
Biological process (GO): transmembrane transport
Cellular component (GO): membrane
Molecular function (GO): transmembrane transporter activity
Source: RefSeq, a predicted model, not a curated record
AUGACACGCCAGCAGGAUGAGGCAAGCUCCAAGACUAGUAUUCACAGCAAAGUAUCCGCUGCCAAUCUUGAGACUGUUCCUAGUUCGGUUAUUGGAACCAGCUUCGAGCUUGAUGAAGAGACGAACAGAAAGUUGCUUCGAAAGAUCGAUUGGAAGCUGAUGCCUCUCUGCUUCACCUACGCCCUGCAAUACUACGACAAGGCCAUCCUCAGCCAGGCCGCCAUCUUCGGUUUGCGAGAGGACCUGAAACUCACCACUGGCAUCAGAUACUCUUGGGUCUCCCUUAUCUUCUACUUUGGAUAUAUCGCCGGCACUUAUCCCGCCUCUUUCCUCGCCCAACGUUACCCGAUUCGAAUCGUCUGCACGGCUAUCUGCAUCAUAUGGUCUUUUGUCAUCCUUUGCACACCAGCCUGCACGUCCUAUACCGGUCUCCUUAUCAAUCGCUUUAUGCUUGGUCUUGUCGAGGCAGGUGUAUCACCUAUCUUCAUGCUCGUCGUAGGCCUCUGGUACACCCACUCGGAGCAGGUCUCACGAUCUAGUUGGUGGUAUUCUUGCAGCGGAGGAUCUCUUCUCAUCUCACCACUAAUCAAUUACGGACUUGGCCAUAUCAAGGGAGGCGCUCUCAACUCUUGGCAGUGGAUGUAUAUCAUCGCUGGACUCGCUACUCUGGCCUGGGGUAUUGCCCUCUGGUGGCUGUUUCCCGAUAGCCCUCAGAAUGCCAAGGGGUUUACGGAAGCCGAGCGCCUUCUUCUCCUGGAGCGAUUUCGGGAGGCCUUGUUUGACUAUCGACUUUGGGGUAUCAUGAUUCUAUCUAUCGUGUCCUGCACGGGUUCCGGCGCCGUCACAACGUUUGGAACUAUUGUCUUUAAGGAUAUGGGCUUUGAUAUAUUUACUUCACUGCUGCUCAACCUACCCAUUGGAGCUCUCGCCUUCAUUUGUAUUCUCGGUUCAGGCUACAUUGGCAGAAAGGUUCCAAACUCUAGGUUGUAUGUCAUCGCUGGGGCAUGUGUCCCUGUCAUUCUCGGUUGUUCCUUGAUCUGGCAACUUCCAGACUCCAACAAAGCAGGACGCAUCAUCGGCUUCUAUCUUGUGAACUUCUUCUCCUCUGCAUGGGUUCAGUGCAUCGGCUUAGGGACUUCCAAUGUUGCUGGGCAUACUAAGAAGGCUGUGUAUGCUGCUUCAACGUUUAUCGGUUACUGUCUUGGGAACAUCAUCGGCCCUCUCAUGUUUGACGCGAAAUUUGCUCCUCGCUAUGACGAAUCAUUUACCGGAAUUAUGAUCUGCUUUACGGUCUGUGUAUUUGCUGCCCUUGCACUUCGAUGGUUAUUCGAUCGGGAGAACAAGCACCGCGAUACGACUUAUGGUUCUCCUAACCUCAGUCACGGUUUAGAGGAUCUGACGGAUCGGGAAAACAAAUCAUUUAGAUACAGGCUAUAA